This is a messenger RNA of Trichoderma atroviride IMI 206040, 528 nucleotides long. The record is from RefSeq and is a predicted model, not a curated record. Lineage: Eukaryota; Fungi; Ascomycota; Sordariomycetes; Hypocreales; Hypocreaceae.
AUGGCCUGGCUCCAGCGUAUACGAGAUGUGACUCGGGCGAAUGACCUGAUCAGCGGCACAAUCAAGUCGCCUCUCAAGUCUCAGGGCAGGUUUCAUCUGAUAGCGCGUGGCCGUAGUGCAGAGCAUGUGUUGGCAUGGAGCAUGGCGGAACAAUGCCAGCUCGCAGCUAGGCAGACGCAGGGAGCGAAUAAGCAGCCGCGGCGCGAGGCCCUCGUGCGUCAUCAUGUGCUGCUCCCAGCCGUCGCCGGCCAAACCUUGACCUUUCUGCACCGUCUGCCUGACCUCGAAUCUGCAGAAGCAAAGCCCGUUGAGCACGCGCCUGGAAAAGGCGAAACCGAAGCUUGUGAGCGCAGAGCUGGGGAGACAAUCGUGGACAGUCGUGGACAAUCCGCACCUGACCCGACGCCCGGCAUCUCAGCUGCCCUGUUCUGGCCCUCGUCCCAGCCAGGCUGGUUGACGCUGCCGAUUCGCAUCCGCGCCGCAUCCUUUUAGGGACGGCGGUGCCUGGCCGACCGCGCUGUUCUGACU